Messenger RNA from Equus quagga, 6975 nucleotides. Its product is annotated as collagen alpha-1(I) chain-like. The transcript has 2 exons. The coding region runs from base 702 to 1745 and encodes 347 amino acids. NCBI's taxonomy places the organism in Eukaryota, Metazoa, Chordata, Mammalia, Perissodactyla, Equidae. The record is from RefSeq and is a predicted model, not a curated record.
UAGAGGAAGAUGGGGAGGGAUGUUAGCUCAGGGCCAGUCUUCCUCAGCCAAAAGAGGAGGAUUGGCAGUAGUUAGCUCAGGGCUAAUCUUCCUAAAAAACAAACAAACAAAAAAAACUUGAUCCUGAGUGUGAUCCAGCCUCUGAACCCAGUUGUCCACGUGCAGGAAAUGUGGAGAACAGAGGGAUGUGUUGAACUGCGCUGUGUGAAUGCAAUCUGCAAGGUCCAGACUCAAGAACUCGACAGGGUACAUGGCUCAGGUUCUUCCAGGAAUAUAAGGGAAAGAGAUGGAGACGAAACCUGCAGAUUAACAGAGACUUGCAAGACAUCAACAAAAUAAGCAAGACUAAUCUAUAGCGUCUAGAGAGGCACAUUUGGAUGAUUAAAAACUAUAAAGAAACUCGAGAGUAAUUACUGUUAAAGUCAGGACAGCGGGCACUUUUGGAAGGAGAGAAGUGGUUGAGAUCUGAAUGAGGCCCGGGGAGAGUAUUCUGGGGCGGCUGGAAAAGUACAGUUUCUUGGCCUGGAUAGUAGUUAUAAGGGUGUUGAUUUUAUAAUAAUUCACUAAGCUUCACAUUUGUUUUGCGUCAUUUUCUGUAUAUUGGAGAUCUGAUUCAAAUCAAGACCUUGUAACUCCAACGCUCAAGGCUACAUACAGCCCGCAGAGGCGGAGGGGGCCGCUUGUCACUGCCGUGCUUGGGAAUGCGUCCCCGGCGACCGUGCAAGGGACUCACUGAAGGGGGCGCUGCAGGCACGCUGGGACCGAGGAAAGAAGUGCAAUUCCCCGACCUGGCUCCAGGGAUGCCCAGAGGCCUCCCUCUCCCGUGCAACUCGAACUGGAGAGCCAGGGAGGAGGCGCGAGGACAGGAGCCCCCGUGGCCACCGUGUUCCGGGGCGCAGCGGCCGCAGAGCCGGCAGCCAGCCCCGCCGGGCCAGCCAGGUGCGCGCUCGCAGGGAGCCGAAGCGGGGCCACAGGGAUGCGGGCCGGGGGACAGGCGGACAGCCCGGCGCGCCCCGAGCCGCUCCGGCACCACGGCCCGGAGGAGGCGGGCCCCGUGCGGCUGGCGGGCUGCCGGGCUGCACGUGGCACGGUGGCUCCUUUGGUCCUACCGACCCUGUCGCCUGCAGAUCCCGGCUCUCAGGCGCCAAAGCCUGAGCGGACUCCCAGCUGGUCUCCGGAGCGGUGAGCGCCAGAUUGGGGUCGGCCCCGCUGCCCCCAGGCAUCAAGGUCCCCCAAGGCCGGGCCAGGGCUGGUGGCGCGGGCACAGAGGAGGUUGGAAUUGUGCCAGAGGGGCUCCGCUAGGGAUCUCGGGGAGUGUAAGGGGCGGCUUGGCUCACCAUCCCUUUGCUAAACGCCCACUUCGCGGAUUGGGCGCGCGAGGCCGCGGGCGAGACAGGGACCCGAAGUGCCAGCGCCCCCGCCGUCCCCAGGGAGGAAGCGGGGCGGAGAGAGCGCCCGGGAGGAGGCAUCUAUGCGGGGAUGCGUCACUCCACUACCCACUUACCCAACCAGGUGACACUGCGAACCCUGGCCCUGCCCGCCACCGCCCACCCCCAGGGCUGGCCAGCUGCCAGGAGAGGACAGCCCAGGACGGAGGUCAGGCACGGGGCCUCAGGCCGCCCACUGCGGUGGCGGCGCGCCCCUCCCUGGGUCUCCGAUUCCGCGCCCCAGUGAUGGGAGCGAAGCGGAGGCGUCUGGGCUGGCUGGGGUCAGCGACACGGUUUCCUCGGCGAUCCAUCCCGUAGAGAUGCGCCCGGACCGGCGCUGGGCGUGGGGUCCACCAAAGACCGUCUCCUGCCCUCCCUCGGAUCCUGGAUGGGUUUGAGGUGGCCUCGGGGCAGAGGGCGGGUCGGGCCUGCUCAGUGCCGGCCAGAGGGAGGCAGGACGCAGCAGUGGCCCUGCCCAGCGAAGUGUCCUAGAAAAUGAGCAGGCCGGACCCGGCGCUCUCCCACCCCACCCCCGACGUCCUCCGAGCCGCAUCCUUCCCCUCCUCCCGCUUGCACCUCUGUCCUCAACUUUCUUCUGUGCCCUUCCCCAAAGGACGUCUCUCCAGUCCCAGGACUGCGGCGCCCGGCCCCCCGGCCGCCUCCGGAGCUCUCCUCCCAUCACCGCCUGGCUGAGGCGGCUGGGACACGUCUACUUAUAAUGUGCCAGGUGGUGACAAGUGCCUGGAGAACAGGUUAUACUCUGAAAACAGGAGAGACCUCCAGCAUCUCCUUUCGGCCAGAUUUCUCCUCUCCAGCGUGCCCUGUAUAAGAAUUCUGGAACCCUUGACAUUUUGCCUGAGGAAAGCCACUUGAAUCCCAGUGAACAAACACAGCAGAGAAACUGAGUCUUAUUAGGAAGCACAAAAUGGCUCACACGAGGAACAGGAAACCCGCUGACACAGUUGGGAGGAAUGUGUUUUGUUGAUGGAAUGGAGAUAAGUAGAAGAGGAAGGCUGACUGCCUCCCAAAUUCGUUUGUUUAUUCAACAGGUACUUUUUGACUUUCUGCCACAUUGCAGGCGUUGUGCAAAGUUCUCCUCUAAGGAUCAGGCCAUCGUAUUUACCUCUCAGCACAGAACUAGCUUGAUCUUCCCCUUCGUGGGGACUCUGUUUCCCUCUGUACCUUCCUCCCUGUGUCACCCUCUUCUCUGUGGACCUUUUCUGUCUCAUGAGGUUAGCUGGCUUGGAUUCAACCUUGGCCCAUGAAUCUAUGAAUCUUUCCAGCUUAGGCUCUUUCUAAUAAACGUCUGUCUCAGUCAGCUAUAGCCAUGUAACAACGUACACCAAAACUUAGUCACUUAGGACAACAGUCACCUUGUCAGUCAUGCGUCUGUGAGUUGGGCAUCGGAGUAGGGCGCAGUGGACAGUUUCUCCUCCUCAUGGUGUCAUCUGGGGCGGCUCAGCUAGGGCUGCCCUCUUAGCAAUGCCAGCUCAUUAGGAAUUACUUCAACACAUCAUCUCCUUUUCCAUUGUGCUCUCCUAAAAACUUUCAGAUGAUGGCCGCCAUGGUUCCUAAAACCAACAUAAAUGAUGCUAAACCAGGGCCGGGAGCUUUGCACCAGCAUCAGGGGUCCUCUGUGUUUCUAAGAAGCCAUGCAGAGAUGUUGUCCAUUCUACGCUUAGGAGACUAAGGCUGGUCUUAAAAUGUUUUAUUUUCUUUGUUUUAAGAAAGGAAGGAAAACUUCAUCUUGAGUAAACCCCAGGUUGGACAGUUAAGUCAGUCCCUUCUCUUCUCCCUGUCCCCCACUACAGCCUGAGUGAGGAUUUGUUGCUCGGGCUAGAUCUUCCUGAAACCAAAGCAUCAGUACAAAUGUAGGUGGAGCAAAACAACUAAAUGUCAAAGACGGCACAGAUAAUAUACAUCAAUCACCCUUCCGACCCAGAAGACUAUUUCAGGAAACACCCACGCAGCUCAGACAGGAAAUCCCUGUGGCCUUCAGAGGCAACAGAUGCAGGGAGCAUGGCUGUCACAGGACAGGCUUGGAGAAGUGGGUCACAGCACUGCCUUAGCACUUGUCUGCUCCCUGUGGUCCUGGCCUUCUCUAGGCCACAGCUCCCACGUCUAUCAGUGGGACACUUGAUGGUGAUGCACAAGGAUGCACAAAGAUUGUGCGCACAAAGCCCCUAGCACGGUACACAGCACCUGGCAGGUGCUCAGGAGAUGUUGGCCUCUAUUGGUCCCAACUACUGGAGCAGCCCAGCCCUGCAGAGAGCUGGCCAUGUCUACCCACUUUAUCAACCAUGAUGGAACCAGGCCCUGGUUCCUAGGGCCGUGCCCAUUGGCAUUGCCCCCUGCAAAGGAGUUGUUCAUUUUUCUGCCACCCAGGGCCGUACACACCUGUGGCUCGCCCCAUUUGUACAUCACUGUCAAGUCGUUUUACCAAGUAGAAGAUUUGAUUAAAACGCUGUCAUAUUGACUUGAUGUGUCGAAGAUAUUCACAUGCUCUAUCAUAAAUAACUCAACUUCCAGGCAAGUCCUAAAGUAAAUCUUUUUUUUUUUAAACUUCACACUGCCUUGACAAUUAUUUGAGUUGGUUUGUUCACACCUUAUGAACUCUUCCAGCAUAGACCUGCACCCCCAAGAACUGAAACUUCAGCUCUUCUGGAAGUAUCUAAAAGUUGAAGGCUCUGCCAGGCCUAUCUUGGGGCUCAGCAAAAGUUAGCAGUUUAUAUUAAAACAUCCCUCAGAAUGGCAUCCUAGCUUGGAGAGGCAGGAUGAGGUAAUAGUUGGGAAGAAAAACAGGUGCUUAAAAAAGAUGGUUUACUCUACUCCAUUUUGGUUUCUGUUGUGUGUGAUUUUGCUAUGUCACUUCUAAAACCCUAAAAAUAAACGUUGUAUUUAAUAUUAGUCCACUUAAACUAUUUCUGGCUGGACACGGUAGAUUGUGCAGAAAUCCACGCUUGCCAUUUCAGAAACUGUUCGUUGAUCUAAAGGUUAAAGGCGGAAGUAGUUUCUGUAGGGUCCGGGAUAUAUAUAUAUAUAUAUAUAUACUGACUGCUCAGUCCAGGUGAGCUCUUUUUAUGAAAAUAUGCUUCGUUUUCCCCUCUGAUGACAGCAACAGAAAACAGAAAAAUUUGGAGUAGCAACGCGUGCUCAAGUAAUGUCUGAUUAUUGUUUUAUUUUCCACACUAUGUUCUACAGCUAGAGUCCUGACGACUAUAGCACUGAAACCCUGAAAGUUUAUUUUUUAUUAUUUCAGUUUAGUCACCCAAAAUUACUUAAUGCUUCAGGUGGCCAGUCAUGCAAGAAUUCACGCUUGAGUACUUCAGAGACUGUCCCAUGGUCUAAAGGUUCAACUCAGGAUGUGGUUUCCACUCUGAAACAGGUCCCAGCUGCCACUCACUUUACUUUUAUAAUUUAUUUUAUGUCUUUCAAAGUUACAUGCGCCUUAAAAAGUCAAAAGCUUUACAGUGGGAAAGCUCACCAUGAAAAGCAUCGGUCCCCUUGCCUCUUCUGUGAAGCACCCCACUCACCAUUGCCCAGAAGCCCCACUUCUAGCUCCUUCAGUGUUUCUUCUGCCUGCUACCUCUAUAUUUCUGAACAAUAUGCUUAUACUGCUAUUUCUGGAUUUUUCCAUUGCCUGGCUACCCUGGAAGGCUAAGAUUUCCCUCUGCUAUCUCCUCCCCACCCCACAUACUUAGCUUCCCAACAGAGCUGUAUCACAAGUCUUGGUGAAAUCACUAUUUAGUAUUAAAUAUUCGUUAUUACAACUAUGUAUAUACUGUACCAUGAUGCCAUUUCUAGUGCAACUUUCUGUUACCACUAAGUUAAUAAUUUGCUGAUUUUUCUCAGUACCUAUCCCUAAUUCAUCCUAAAUUGCCAACUGACGUGGAAAUUGCUUCUCAAAACAUUCAAACCCAUAAGGACGCCUCUCAGCUUCAUUUCGUCUUGCCUUUCUCCCUCCUGGGGUCCUCCUGCUUCUAAUUACUGUCUUCCUUAGAACUUUUGAUGGUUUCUUUCUCGCUAUAAGAAAUCCGAAUUUAUUUUAGAAAUUGGUAGAGAUAAAAAUUAAAAGGUAUUUUAGGCUAGUUUCCUCAGGACCCUGAGCAUUCAGACAUGAGUAAAUCCUGCUUCCUGCCCCAGCAAACUCGGCCUGGACGGGGAAACCUACAAAACAGAAAGAUGCGAGGACACUUACAGACGCUGGGGAUACGAUGAGAGGUCACCCCAGGGAGGACAGCAUGGGGUGCUGGGACCCUGCCUGCCUGCCUUUGGAAUCAGGCAGACCCGGGUUUGAAUCCUGAUUCUGCCCCUUGUGGGACCUCAGCAGCCAACCUAACCCCCAGGACGUCAGUUUAUUUCUCUGUGAAAUACAGAUUCCACUCACCCUUCAGGACGGUGCAUAGAGCAUAUGAGAGAAGAGGGGAGAGCUCUUACACCACGCUAGACCCUUGAAAUGACAGUGCCCUUCCGACUCAACUGCCACAGUGACAGAAGCACUCUCCAAAUACAAUGCUAAGGCCACUUACCUUAGGAUUUGUGCCACUCAUAUGGCAAAUGUCUUCCAAAAAAUCACCGUCAAUUUUUUGUACUUUUACAGUUUUGUAACUAUGGGAGUAAAAAGUUCAAUUUUACUGGAAGGUAAUAACUUCAUUCCAGUUCGUGCCCAUCUCAGAGCUCGACUCAAGUCCUGCAUGGCAGAAACUCCUCAUAGCGGUUGUGAGAAGCAACGCCCCAGUGAAAAUUCUGAUGUUUCGUAUUGUAAGAGAAGGAUAUGCUUUCAUUCAGCCAUCACUUGGUAAUACUUGAAAGCUAAAGGGACAGUUUGAAAAGGGUGACAACCUCAGCUGGGCUCUUCACCACCUGAGGGGCUCAGGCUGCUCACCCUCCUGCUUUUCCUCCCAAAGUCUUGACUGUUUGUCAGCAGAGGAUGGUCACGUUCUCGUCACAUCUUUGCACGGAGUCAUUUUGAGUCACCUCCCAGCUCCUGAAGUUUUAAAACACUUUGAACGCCUUCAACGGUUUGGAAAUCGAUCCUGUUUUCAGUGGUAUUCGCUCUUUCCCAGGGUGGUUUUAGCGGCUCAAGACAUUCAGUAAAAGGAGCUGAGAACCAUUCCCAAGUUUGCAUUAAUCUAUUCAAAUGAUGCUUGUUGAAAUAUGCACCGCCUGUUAACCCCUCAAGAGCUCCUAGUUACAGAUAGCAUGUUAAUUAUAUUCUCCACCUGCCACUGACAAUAUAUAAGGAUAAUCUGCUCCCACAAAGGUCGUUUCCACUGAGCUAUUAGGACUUUAUUAACUAAGUUAAGCGUGGUUUGCUGGGACACUGUUGAAUGUAACCAGAUCAUUAUUUGUGCAGCUCGAUAAGUAGCACCCUCUGCAGACAGCUACGGAGUAGCAAUGCCAGUAAUACCAACUGUGUCUUCAUUUGAUUUUCUGUCCUUUUAAAUUUAUGGAAUGAAUAAAUAUGUUCUAUUUUUAAACCCAAACUAGGGGCCAGCCUGGUGGCAUAGUGGUUAAGUUCACACAUUCCGCUUCGGCAGCCCAGGGU